AUGCUACCAAUGGUUCAGGCUUCUGAUCACGGCGACUUUGUUUCCCGUCGAUGCAUAUGGGUGAACGGACCGGUCAUAGUCGGGGCCGGCCCAUCAGGUUUAGCCGUUGGUGCUUGCCUUAAAGAACAAGGCGUGCCGUUCAUUAUCCUCGAACGAGCCAACUGCAUUGCCUCUCUAUGGCAAAACCGCACGUAUGAUCGCCUCAAGCUUCAUCUCCCCAAGCAAUUUUGUCAACUACCCAACUUUCCAUUCCCGGAGGAGUUCCCGGAAUAUCCCACAAAAUAUCAGUUUAUCGACUACCUGGAAUCCUACGCGGAACACUUCGACAUAAGCCCAUGUUUCAAUGAGACAGUGCAGUCAGCUAAGUAUGACGAAACUUUUGGUUUGUGGAGGGUCCAAACCACUAGAGAAAGCAGUUCAAACCCUGGCGAUCAAGUUGAGUACAUUUGCCGGUGGCUCGUGGUGGCCACCGGUGAGAAUGCAGAGAAAGUGGUGCCGGAGUUUGAAGGCUUGGAAGAGUUUGGUGGCGACGUCAUGCAUGCUUGUGACUACAAAUCCGGCGAGAGUUAUAGUGGGAAGCGUGUAUUAGUUGUUGGUUGUGGGAAUUCAGGCAUGGAAGUCUCCCUUGAUCUUUGCAACUACAAUGCAGAACCAUCAAUGGUUGCUCGAGGCCCGGUUCAUAUCUUGCCAAGGGAAGUUCUUGGAAAAUCAACUUUUGAAGUAGCAUUUUUCUUAAUGAAAUGGCUGCCACUUUGGCUUGUCGAUAAGAUAUUGCUGAUUCUUGCGCGGUUGAGUCUCGGAAAUGUUGAAAAAUAUGGUCUGAGAAGGCCGUCGAUGGGUCCUUUACAGCUCAAGAACACCACAGGAAAGACUCCUGUGCUGGACAUUGGCGCGUUGCAGAAAAUUAGAUCUGGUGAGAUAAAGGUUGUCGGUGGAAUCAAAAGGUUCUACCCCGGCAGAGUUGAACUUCCUAAUGGAGAGCAUUUGAAGAUUGAUUCUGUUAUUCUGGCGACUGGGUAUCGCAGCAAUGUUCCUUCCUGGCUAAAGGAAAAUGAGUUCUUUUCCAAAGAUGGGAUUCCAAAAAACCCAUUUCCAAAUGGGUGGAAAGGCAAGGCUGGGCUGUAUGCAGUUGGGUUCACAAGGAAAGGCCUGUCUGGUGCAUCUUUGGAUGCCAUUAGUGUAGCACAUGACAUUGCCAAGAGCUGGAAAGAAGAAACAAAGCAGAAAAAGAGAUCUAUUAAUAUUAAUGGGACUCUCCAUAGGAGAUGCAUUUCACAUUUCUGAAGUCCUGGACUUAUUACUAAAAUAAGACUGAUUUUUGGGCAGUUCUGUACGUCUCUUUUUGGUUUGGAAAGCGAUCUGUUUGCGUAGAAAAUAAUUUAGAACACAAGAGGAAGGAAGAUAUAGCACAGAAAUUUCAGCCCUUUCCUAAGCAAAUCCCAAAAUGUGAAAAUA
Alnus glutinosa is the source of this 1455-nucleotide messenger RNA. Its product is annotated as probable indole-3-pyruvate monooxygenase YUCCA7. NCBI's taxonomy places the organism in Eukaryota, Viridiplantae, Streptophyta, Magnoliopsida, Fagales, Betulaceae. Gene Ontology annotation, molecular function: flavin adenine dinucleotide binding; N,N-dimethylaniline monooxygenase activity; NADP binding. The record is from RefSeq and is a predicted model, not a curated record. The coding region runs from base 1 to 1284 and encodes 427 amino acids. The transcript has 3 exons.